Phyllotreta striolata is the source of this 8267-nucleotide messenger RNA. NCBI's taxonomy places the organism in Eukaryota, Metazoa, Arthropoda, Insecta, Coleoptera, Chrysomelidae. The record is from the annotation of a GenBank genome assembly.
GGCAAUGCCAGGCAAGAGGGUUGAAAAAUCGGGGUUAGUAGUGAUUCAAAGCGAGAACUGUGACACGGAAAAUGCUAACUUCCUGAGGUACGCAACUAAUAAUGAAAUAUGCUCCAAAACGGUAGCCAGAGAUGGCUGUUCGUCUUCCAAGCGCUCCUGCUCCACCUGCCGAGCGCCUGGAACGGCUUCGCCUGCUUGAGCAACCCCUGCAUCCACGGCGUGUGCUUGGACGAUCUGAACUCCAGCUACUUUUGCUACUGCAUCGACGGCUACACGGGCAUCCAAUGCCAGACCAAUUGGAACGAAUGCUGGUCGUCGCCCUGCCAGAACGGCGGCGUUUGCAUCGACGGCAUAGCCAUGUUCAAUUGCUCUUGUCCUCCUGGAUACAAAGGUAUGCUUUGCGAGGAGGAUAUUAACGAGUGCGAGAGCAAUCCGUGCCAGAAUAACGGGAGCUGCUUCGACGCGCAAAACGGUUACUUUUGCAAUUGCCUGCCUGGAUAUUCUGGAGAUCAUUGCGAGGUUGACAUAGCCGUGUGCAACGCGACGAAUGAGACGCGAUGUGCCAAUGGGGGAGUUUGCGAAGAAGGUCCCGGGGAGACAUUCACUUGUCGAUGCCAGCUGGGUUGGGGAGGAGAUAUGUGCACCUACGAGAUAGACGAAUGUGCAUCAGCUCCUUGCCUCAAUGGCGGCGUUUGCAUCGACCAUUUGGCCGAUUAUUCCUGCGCUUGUCUCUUUGGUUACGCGGGCAGAAAUUGCGAGGAAGUCAUGCAAAUAUGCGACGACAGCCCGUGCAAAAACGGCGCUUUGUGCAUACUAGAAGACGGUGAAUCGGUUUGCUAUUGCGUACCGGAUUUCCAUGGGGAUUUAUGCCAGUACCAGUACGACGAAUGCCAACUUGGACCGAGGUGCAUGAAUGGUGGGAGCUGUAUCGAUGGUGUGGAUAAUUUCACGUGCUCUUGUCCGCCGAAUUUGACAGGAGUACUGUGCGAAUGUCUAGUACUGCCCAAUAAAACAGUAGACUGUACUUUCGUUCAACCAACGACUUAUCCAACUACUGUAGAGUACGACAAUCGAACGAUAUCUUCGACCGUUUUCUAUACAACUACUGAAGUGCCAAUUAGUACUAGUGAAUUUGUAACGGAAGGUACCGCAACAACGACUGCCUUACCAGAUAUUUCAUUUUACUCUACCGCCGAAACUUCCACGAUUUUACUAACCGAGAGUACUUUUAGUACUGCUAUUUCUACUACAGAAUAUUUCGAAACAAAUAUAACUACAGAAAAAUACAGUAGUACUAUCACUGAUUAUUCCAGUACUACAUCUUUAACAAGCGAAGAAACUUCUACUGCAACGUCACCUGAAAGUACAACCUUUACCGAACAAUUUACAUAUUCCACCGAAUUUCAACAAGAAACCUCCACUAGUCCGUACUACUCAAACGUGUCUAGUACCAUUUCACAAUUCCCCAGUACAUUUUCAGUCGAAGUCAGCAGCGCUCCCAUGCUAUCGACCUUCGAAACCACCGAAUUUACUACAGUUAUGGAGGAAACGACGAUUGUUAUAGGAAAGGAAGGGAACCGGACUUUCCCCGAAGAAACUAGUACAACCAUUUCACCCUACUUUACCACCGAACCUUCGAAAAGCACCACCUCAUCUAGUACAACUGAAUACUCUUCAACUACAACAGAAAGUUCUACCACUACUGAAGAAUUUAGUACACGCAUUAGUACCGAUUGUACUAAUUUAGAGAGUAGAUGUUUGAAUGGUGGUACUUGCGUUUAUAUUGAGGGAUAUCAUAAGUGCUUGUGUCCGUUCGAUUACGAGGGUACCCUGUGCGAAAUAAAAUUGGGCGUGAGAAGAGCGGCGUUUAGUGGACAUUCUUUCCUCUCCCAUCGCCUUCACAUAUCAUCCUAUCAUUUGUCGGUGGAAUUCGAAACCAAGUCCAUGGCUUCGGACGGGAUUCUGUUUUUCUCCAACAUAGAAUCCGAGUAUAUGGCGCUCUACAUGGAAAACGGAUUUUUAAAAUUCAAAUUCUCCUGCGGCUACCAAACCAUGCUGCUCAGCGAAUUGAAGAUACCCAUCAAUAACGGGUUUCCGAUCAAUAUAAAAGCUGGGUUGGAUUUUGAUAAGGAUUUCAAGCACUGCAACGCCUCUAUUAAAGUGAACGAUAGCCUCACAAUGAGAGGCGAUCAGCUGGCGAAAAUUGACAAACUCCUCAAACCUACUGCCUGGCUUCACCUAGGCGGCCUUCCCGCUCAUCUUAUUCACGAAGUCGGAAUUCCUGUUGGGGGUUUCAUAGGCUGCAUGUCGAAUUUAAAGAUAGGGGUGAAGAAAGUGAGAAUAUACGACGACGCUGAAGAUGGUUACGACGUUUCGGAAUGCUCCUCGUUAGCUUGUUUGUCCAGCCCCUGCAAGAACGGCGCUUCGUGCAGUUCGAUGGGGGAUGUGUGGCAAUGUCACUGUAAAAAUGGGUACUUGGGAAAAUCCUGCGAUAUAUCCAUUUGUGACGAUAAUCCUUGUCUCUAUGGGGGAACUUGCAUACCGUUUACUAAUAGUGGAUACAUAUGUUUGUGUCCUUAUGGAAAACACGGUCACUUUUGUGAAAAUGAUUUGAAAGUAACUCAACCGUAUUUCUCGUCCUCUGUCAACGGAUUAUCCUCAUUUGUGGCCUAUCCAUUCCCGGUUGGGAUAUCCAAAAACAUGGAAAUCAAAUUCAAAUUCACGCCGACGACUCUCGAGCAAAUUUCUCUGUUAUUAUUCAUCGGUCAAGCGGGCCAUCAUGAUUUUUACUCCGAUCACAUAGCCGUCAGCUUCGUCAGAGGGUACAUUAUGUUGACGUGGAAUUUGGGCUCAGGACCCAGGAGGAUUUUUACUUCCCAACCCAUCAAACCGGGGGCGAAGGAUUACACAGUAAAACUUGGGCAUUCCGGUCGCAGAGCCUGGCUGUACGUUGAAAAUUUGGGAAAUAUCACUGGAAGGACUCCAGGAAAUUUGGUGCAAUUGGAUGUAGUGCCUCUUUUAUACAUAGGUGGAUACGACGUAAGAAACUUCUCCACGUUGCCCCACGACCUACCGCUGCACUCGGGCUUCUCCGGGUGCAUCUACGACCUCGAAAUGAAAUCCGGCAGCGUGCUGAUACCGUUCCAAGGCCCCAUGAAGGCUUUUGGCCGGGCAGUGGGACAAUGCGGCACCAGCGAAUGCUACGAGCGCAGCUGCCAGAACAACGGGGCCUGUUUGCACCACGGCAGCACUUUCAUGUGUUUGUGCCAAGACGAUUGGUUCGGACCGCUGUGCUCCUCCAGGCAGAAUUUAUGCGAUAGCAACUCCACCAAGUGCUCGGAUGCUUCGAGGUGCGUACCGUUGUUGUCUUCUGCAGAAUGCGAUUGUCCCUUCGGAAGGACGGGGAAAUACUGCGAUAAAGACGAAGAAGUUACCGAUGUGAGCCUAACGGGCGUCAGAUCGUACAUCAUUCUCAAUCCAAUCGAAAUCGAAGCUACAAAUUUCCACAUGGAGUUCGAGAUCAGGAUUUUGAAAGACCAAGGAAUCAUCAUCUUCAUGGGCAAAAGAGAUUUGAGGUUCUUCUGUUUGUCGCUACAAAACGGCUUGUUGGAAAUCAAAAUGCAAUUUGGUAGCAGCAAAGUAUCCUCAUCAGGACUCACAGUAAGAAGCUCAAAAUUACUAGUGAAAGCCUUAUGGCACAAAAUCCAACUGGGAAGAUUCGGCAAGAAAGUCUACUUAUCAGUCGAUAACGUGACUAACACCGGCCAAAUCGACAUCAGUCACACUUCAACCACCAACAAAGAAACCAUCUACAUAGGAGGCCUCCCCGACAUGUCGAAUUUACCCCUAUUCGCCGCCUCCAACUUACCGGUACCCUUCAAAGGCUGCAUCAGGCGAUUGGUCAUCAACGACGCCCCCUUACCGCUAAUAUCGAGCAACGUCAGAGAAUCCAGGAACAUCCAGGACUGCGACGGCACUCCCUGCGGCGGCGACGCCUGCCGCAACGGCGGCACCUGCUGGCUGGACUCGUUCAUGAAGCCGCACUGCUCCUGCGCGCCCCCUUACUACGGCGACAGGUGCCAGUACUUGACGAGCUGCUACGACAAGUCCUGCAAGAACCAAGGCAGGUGCAUCAAUAACAGGUGCACCUGCCAAGUGGGCUGGUCGGGGGCGUACUGCGAGAAUGAAAUAGCUGUCAACAAUCCGAAGUUCAACGGGAAGAGCUACCUGGCGAUGAGGAAAGUCGGGGAGAAGAAGAGGGAACUGAGGGAGGAGGUUUCUAAAGUGUUUUUGAAUUUUACUACUGUGAGACCGAAUGGGUUGCUGUUGUGGAAUAAGAAGGGAAAAAAUUACUUCGGUUUGGGUGUGGAAAACGGAUUCAUGAAAAUCGCCAUGUCUUCGGAGAAAAACAAGCAAACAGUUUACGAAAUUCCAUCCUACACGCAAGUAUCCGACGGUUUGUGGCAUAAAGUGGAACUCGAUUUGGACACACUGACGCUGAAUUUGGACAACAGAACGUUCCAGAUUCGGAAAAAGCUGGACAAAACCGUGAAAUUCAGCAUAUCGGGCAAUUUUUAUAUAGGGGGCGUACCGAACGUUACCGUUCUAUCAACCGAGACCAACGGAUUGUUCCAUGGGAAUUUCGAAGGUUGCAUAUCGGCUUUCGGUACCAACACGGAUAUUAUUACUGAUUUUAGUCGCAUGGAAGGUUCCAACGUAGACACGUGUCAAGUAUUAGCUGCUUAGAUGUGGGCACCUAAAGAUGUUCGUUUUACACUUUUACAGUAUUCGAAAUUUCCUCGUAUUUAUACUGUAGACAAAUCGUACAAAUUACGCCAAUUCAACACGUUAAAAAUUAAGUUGAAAGGUUUAGCGAGUAUUUUUGUACGUAAAUACUUAUACUCUGUUCGCUAUCAGGAGAUAGUAAAACUUUCUUGAAGCAGUAAAUCAUAGAUGCAUCAAAUAUACAGGGUGUCCCGUUAAACAACAUAUUUUGGGCUCCCCUACAUGCCCCUGGUCUGUGCCGGUUCUUAUGCGGGACAUCCUGUAUAAAAAGUGGGUACAACUAAGUAUUAAGUAAUAAUGGUAAUUAUUGUAAGUAAUUUUUAAUUUUAUUAUACCCUAGGCUUUUAGUACCUAUUUAAUAUCACAUAAAAGCACGACUGUGUCUGUCUUCAGGUCACUUUAUCUGGUAUUAGAAAAGGGUCGCCUAUUAUUAAAUACCCUGUAUACAGGGUGGCACAAAUAAAAUAAACAUUACGUAUACACAAUAGUAAAAGUAUAAAAGUUUUGGAAUUUUAUGAUUAUUUUCCGUUGAGUCGCUCGAGCUGUAUUUUGCAUACAAAAUUAGUUUUUAUUACUAUCUCCUGAUGGCGAAGAGAUUAUAUAAUAGCAAUACUAGAUUAAUUUUGUUACAAACUGCCACAAAAAUUUUUUAUACAAUGUUGAACAGGUUACGAUUUUGAUGUUAUUUUAGCUUUAAUUAGUAGGAAUUGCGAAUUGUUUACUCAUACAUGUGUACGUUUUAUAUUUCUUUUCGAUUGUUUUGAAAUAAAUAGACUCUGAAAAUGAACGACUCGACUAAAUUAAUCGCUAUAAAAAUAAUAACAAAAAUAGUCAGUAUUGAACCUUUAUUAUUUGGUAUGAAAACAUUAUUUGUUUUAAACAGGGACAAAUUUGUAUGCUUUUACACUUAAAUUGACGUUAUAUUAUCAUUUUAAAAGGACUUGUAAAAGGAAUAAUAAUUUCAAGAACCUCUCAAUCACUUAUCAUCACAAACGCGAUUUGAAUAACAAAAAUAUCACACGAAUACGAAAUAAUCUACCCCUACAAGCAUCAGCGACGAAUUUUGCGACGAAAACGACGAGAUUUCUUCAAGUACACAUAAUUUCUAACAUCUAAAAACGUAUAAUAAUAUAAAAACUUAAUGGCGGAAUAUCAUAAAACAACGCCCUAUUUCAGUUUGGGAAAAAACUCAAUUAAAUUCGCGAUCUCUCAACACGACCGGCGCCGCCAAAGUCCAACCAUACAGCGCCAAAGCCAGCCAGCUCGAGAUCGCCUUCACCCACAUCGAGGCGGUGUUGUGGUUCAAAUUUUCGAUAUUAGAAGUAUCCGGUCUAAAACAAAUACAAUAUUAACACAAAAAAACAAUAACUAGAAAUGCAAAACGCCUACCUGUACCAGUUAGUGAGAGUCAUCAUCACGUACAAAGUGGCCAGAGCGAACAUCACGUGGAAAAAGCUCCAGCUGUAAGCCACCGUUUCCUCCUCGUUAUCCCAGACUUUCCUGCCGCCUUCGCCUCUUUCGCCGCCAUCGUUACCUGCGAUAGGAGCAUAGGGUUCUUCUUAUUUUAAAACAGAGGGUAAUAACAUAGAAAAAGAAAAAUAAAAAUGAACUAAAACGAGGAAGAAGGGAGAGUGGAUAACCCGAGGCAUUAUGAUGGUUUUUUACAGUCUGAUUAGAAAAUCGUGUAAUAUGUUUGAGUGGAAUCUUAGUGGAUGCUGUAAUAUUCAGUUUUACCUGACAGUUCCUCGUUUUCAGAUAGUUGAACUGAUCUUUUUGUACCUACGUUUCUCACUCGACGUUUUUCUAGAUAAAACAACAAUCGAUUAAAAUCAAUUUGUAUCUUUUAACGCACCACCUUUUUCUAUAAUAAAAGUAACGAAUACAUACUACAACAUCCACUAAAUUUGGAAAUUAAAAACAAAACAAAAAUAUCGAAAAUAUCGGCAAAUUCCUACCUUCAUUCUCAACCAAAUUAUCAGAUCCAUAGCCUCUUACUGAAGAUAAAAAAACGUAAGUUAGAAUUCGAAUUGUCGAGUAAACUAUCGAGAAUAUCACACUACACAAUGCCAAGGAUAACCAUUCACAAAAAUUCAAAAUGAUAAAAUAACCAAACAACAGAAUAAUCGUAUAAGCGUAUCGAAACACAAAAAAAUAUUCAUCGAACAUGCAAUCUUAAUUAACAAGCAUUCAAAAUUACAUAUCUAUUUAUAAACAUAUUAAAAAAAUUACCUGCUCCUGUAUCUUUAGCUAGCAUAUUCUCCGACAUAGUUAUUUUAGACGAUUUGCUGGCAGACCUGAGGGACGAGUACAGAACGCAGGCCAUCCAAAUUAUCAAACCGAUUAUAUCAAAAUCAUUGUUGGGUUUUUGAUUGUCGUGAGCGGUACCGCCGAAUAUCCCCCACAAACCGGGAUUGCAUUCUUAUGAAAAUAAAUAAAUUAAUGCUUCAUUAGGUAAAGAAUUGUUUUAAACAUACUUGUAGAAUUCGAUACAGCAGACCAAGUUAGGUAGGUCACAUACAGAGACACAACGGACGAUUGCAAGAGCCCCGAUCUGGGUAAUUUUUCCUGCACAGCCGGUAGUAUCGAAAGAACGCUCACUAUGAAGCAGAAUAUCAAAUUGAUGGAAAUGAAGAAUUUAUUCAAACCGCAAUCGUAUGGCUGAAAUAAUUCACCGAGUCAAAAUCAAUUACACAAACCGCAACAUUUCACUUACUUUAGUGUAGAAAACGUACAGUAGUACGAUCCAAGCGAUGCUCAGAAUGUAAUUGAAUAAUGUCAUUCCGAUUAGAGCGCAGUACCAUCCUCUCGACUCAGAUUCUUCGAAAUUCCCAACCCAACUUUCCGCCCAGGAAUGGGCGAAGUCUAUAAUCAGAAUCAGCUGGAUCAGAAUGAACAAGAAGCCUCCUAUCAUUCCGAAGUACAUCCAAGUGGUACCGAACGAGCCUUCUGGUAUGAAAAACGAUCCGAUCACCCCACCGAUAACCAACAGAAACUUUAUACCCCAAAAUCUACAAAAUUAUCAACUAAAAUAUCUGGAAAUUCUCCAAAAAAUUAAUACCCAUACCCAUUUUGUAUACCCGCUCUAGCAUCUUUCGAGGUCUUAACUCCAAUCAUCAUAAGAGCCAUUAAUGCAAAGAAACAUGUCAAUAUGAAGCAGAUCCUGUAUACAGCUAAAUAUCCAACGGCGUGCUCGCAAUCGAAUGUUUUCGGUAUCAGAUAGGAGUCAUUUUUGCAAAAAGGUACCUACAAAAAUUUCCCUUUAAACAUUCCACUCAAUUCUAAAGAGAUUUAGCAAGGCUAGUUAUAGUCUUCUAUACCUUUUUAAGGGUGCUCUCGAGACCUGGAGACAAUGUAAUACAAGCUGCUACGGUGGUAACGAGUAACAUUAGGGCGUACAUGAUACGAGAGGACGUCGAAUUCCUGCAUGUAGGACAUGCCGAGCAGCAUAAUGAGCAUGCUGUGCUUGUGCAACAGCACGCCAG